CCCAGCCUGCCUGCCAGCCCCAGCGGGGAGACUUCCGUACUGCACGCGCCUACCUGCCUCACGUGUAGCGGCGUCACGAGAUCGUCAGCACUGAUCACUGGAGCUUUCAGGACACCGGGGCUCCUUCUUAUUCACCGCACCGUACUCCUGCUCGCUCUACGUAACGUUUAGCAGCCAUGGCGAGUAAAGAGGAGAAGAUUGACCUGAUCCUCAGACCAUUCCGGUACGACAAUGACACCCUGCAAGACAUCUUGGGAAGGCUCCACAAGGAGAUGGAGAAGGGGCUGAAAAAGGAAACCAACCCAGACGCUACUGUCAAAAUGCUGGCUACGUAUGUACGGGCUGUACCGGAUGGGACAGAAUCAGGAGAUUUCCUCGCCCUGGAUCUUGGUGGAAGUAACUUCCGUGUGCUGCAUGUCCACAUUGAGAAGGGGGCCAAAGACGUUCGUCUACAGAGCGACUCCUACGCCAUUCCAGAAAGCAUCAUGACUGGCUCCGGAGAGCAGCUCUUUGACUACAUAGCUGACUGCAUGGCUAAGUUCUUGGAGAAGAUCGGGAUGAAGGAGAAGAAGAUGGCACUUGGGUUCACCUUCUCCUUCCCCUGUAAACAACGGGGGCUGGACUGUGCCUCCCUGAUCAAGUGGACCAAAGGCUUCAGCGCUGCGGGCGUGGAGGGGGAAGACGUGGUGCGUCUGCUCCGGGAUGCCAUCAAGAGGCGUGGGGAUUUUGACACAGAUGUAGUUGCUGUGGUGAAUGACACAGUGGGGACCAUGAUGGCAUGUGGACUGGCCGACCAUGACUGUCUCAUAGGGCUCAUUGUGGGUACUGGCAGUAAUGCCUGCUACAUGGAGAAACUGGACAACGUGGAGAUCUGGGAGGGAGAGCGGGGAGAGCCCAACCAGGUGGUGGUCAACAUGGAGUGGGGAGCGUUCGGAGAGGAUGGGGCGCUCGAUGACCUACGCACUCCGUACGACAGAGAGAUUGACGAACACUCCAUCAACAGGGGCCAACAGAUCUAUGAGAAGAUGAUCAGUGGCAUGUACAUGGGAGAGCUGGUGCGACUUGUGCUGCUGGAGAUGACCAAACAGAUGCUGGUGUUCGGCGGUCGCACCUCGACAGACCUGGAGACACGGGGAACGUUUCAAACCAAAUACGUCUCAGAGAUUGAAGAGUAUACAUCUCUGAGGGAACCCAUUGGAGACAAGAAUCCAACAAUGAAAAUCCUGCAUAGCCUGGGUCUGAAGCACGCUACUGAGACGGACUGCGAGACCGUGAAGGAAGUCUGCCGCGCCGUGUCAACCCGCGCUGCCCACCUGGUGUCUGCUGGCAUUUCUGCUAUUGUCAACAAGAUGGGCAGGGAGAGGGUAGCAGUUGGUGUUGACGGCUCAGUCUACAAGUAUCACCCCCAUUUCAAGGAGCUCAUGACACAGACCAUCGACAAGCUGACCCACUGUGACGUCAAGCUGAUGUUGUCGGAGGACGGCAGUGGGAAGGGAGCGGCGCUCGUCACAGCUGUGGCCUGUCGUCUGGCCGGGAAAUCUUGAAGCUGUUCGUCUUCUUUUUUUUUUAAGUCACGUCACACAAAUUUUUCAGUUUCACCUUAUAAGUAACAAGAAAUCAAUAGAAUAUAUCAUGAUCUGAAUGAUAAGGUGAGGAAGGCAUGGUGAAUAUCAUAGCCAAGUAUCAAUGCAAUUCUGGGGCAUUAUAAGGUAUUUCUUGUAGCAGUGUUUCAAGAUAUAUGUGAUAUAAAAGAGCUAUCUAAAAUUCAUACAUUUAUCAUGCAUUUAUGGGCUUGGGGCAAUCUGAACAAACAUUUUGAUACUUGUUUGCUUUCCCAGAGAAAGGAUUUAGAGGGACUUUGACAACAAACUAGUUUCAGAGUUUGUGAAGAAACCUCCAUGUGCCUUUACAUUAUGAUCUUAAAAGUGGCUUGUAUAGAUAUCUUUAGAGGUGAAUAUUUUGCUACCUUAAAACUAGUCUGAAAAUUGUAUGGUGAAGUUUGCCAGCUACAUUUACAUGUACUUGAUUCAAGUGGCAGAAAAAUGUCACUAUUUUUUGUGCCAUGACUUAACAAUGCAACUGUCAAAUGACCUCGUUCACAAAAUUAUAUUGUGACUUCUAUGUACACUACAGUGUUUAUGUACCAGGUUCGAACAGCAUUUUAGGACUGAUGCAUCAAUUGGUGAAGUUUACCAUCAUUCCAAAGUAAUAGGGACCAGUAACAGAAAUAUCCAUCCUUACUCUUCCAAUAUUGGCCAAUUUCUUGUAAAAGAAGUUAAUGUUCCUCUAGCAGUUUUUCAGUGGGAAUGAAUGCAGUCAAAUCUACAUUGAUCAUUAUCUAAGUAAAAAUAGUCAUAAAAGUUUGGCUUCAACCCAACUUGUAUUACAAUCAUUAUGUUGGAUUCUUCACUUCAGACAGUGCCUGAUAGACAUGGUUACUAUGUACAUGUAGCUUGUCAAUUAAAACUGCUGCCAAUCAGAUCAACACUUUUCACCUCAUCAUCAGCCCACAGCAAGUGUCAAACAUAUGAGAACCGGUAUUUUACAUUUUUGCAUAAACCCUAUUUGUAACAUUGCAGCAACCAAUUUAUGUACAUGGAAAGUACAAAUGUAUAAUCAGAGUACAUGUAUUUGACACAAAUGAAGCUUAGGUAUAUAUGGAUGCUUAGGUACAUACCAGGGGUAUAGAUGCUUAGAACAUAUAAAAACACAAUAAACUCAAAAGAGGCAUUAAGUUUCUUGCAGAUUUAUUUCACAGUGACACGUUAGCUACAAUAGCUGCACAUCAUGGUCAUGUAUACAGGCCAUCAUUCCAGGAGGAAAACAAACAGUAUUACUUCUUGUAAAGUCUGUGGUGAUAAAAAGUCUUUUGUUUGUCAACUUGUAGACAACUUAAGAAAGCCUGGUAUAGUCCUUCAGUCCAUCCUGGGUCUUUGGUCAUACAGAUCUGAUCAAGCUGGUAUCAUCCAACAAAACUGAUAGCACCUCGCUCUGAAAGGUAAUACAUGGAUGUGACCAGUAAGACUCCUGUGUCUGUCAUACUACAUUACACAAAAAAAAUUGCUCGCUGUCCAUAAAUCUUGUGAGAAGUUGACACCAUCCUCUUUCGCAACUACGUACUUGGUGUAAAAUUGUCAAAAAAAUGAACACGAUAAAAAAAGACAACUCAAGAAAGUUAAAGCUUUGAGCUAGUUGUUCUGUUAAAAACUUAUCACUUUAAUUAGCUUCGCAGAAUUCAGUAUUCACAAAUUAUACAUGUAAUUUUACACCUCUCUUGGGCUGGGUGAACCUAUAGAGCCCAAGAGAGUGUGCCAGUUAACCAUUUGGCACAUUGCCACUAUGACCUCUGACUACAAGCACUUGUCAUCCCUCUUGUUAGUGCAAUGUUAGAAUCCAGAUUUAUACUUGAAAUGCAUUGUGAAGAGGGCUGUAGUGGUCAGAGGUCAUAGAUCGUAAGAUUAGCAAGGCUCUCUCAGUGGUGCUUACUACACAAUACUACCAGCUGCAACAACCAACCAGUCGUAGGUCUUGACUCGCUAAUGUUCUCCAAUCAGAGAUGUCGACAGGCAACACAGAAACAUCUCAUUUUGACAUGUUUAAAGAUUCGUCGAAAGGUAAGGUAAAAUCUUAACUACAGUCAUGCCCCUAGGCUACACUAUGACAUGAUUGAAAGUACUAUGCAUUACUAUGUCUUCUAUUGUUCAUGCAUCAUCUCCACUCACACAUACACAGCACUAACUACAGAUCCACAUAUUCAAUCCCAAAUUUUUAGUCACGAGUACUAAGGUGCAAUUUCUGUUGAUGCACUCAACAGAACCUGACACAACAUGUGCUGUUUUAUGUGUUUGGUGCACACUUUGGCAGAGGUACAUCAUUUGAAACAAAAAAGAAAUGCAAAAGCAGUGGGUUAAAACAUAUCACAGCUGCAUGGCUAAAAGUGUUCAUCAACCUAUUCUCGACACUCGGGGAUUUACAUUGCACAACCUACAUACAUACAAUUAAGUUGGUGGUCAUUUUACUCUACCAUUGCCAUGUAGAACUUCAACAUUUGUUUCUCAAAAAAAGGAGUUUACCACAGUGACAUCAAGCUCAUCUUCAGUAGUUACUCAUAUUUCCAUACAUUCUUCUAGUGCAAGACAUAAUGUAAUUUUACAGAGCAGACAUCAUAAGCAAAGCAAGGGUGAUACAAGUUGUCAAGAAUUCAGUUUGCUCAUUCAUAUACAACACACUCACUCUAGGACUGAGAAUAUUUUGACUGAUUAGUAUACAGUUAGUUCAGCUGAAGGCAGCAGUUGUUAUUGGUAGCUGAUGU
Branchiostoma belcheri (Belcher's lancelet) is the source of this 4312-nucleotide messenger RNA. RefSeq names its product hexokinase-2-like. Bases 177 to 1544 code for a protein of 455 amino acids. Gene Ontology annotation, molecular function: fructokinase activity; glucokinase activity; mannokinase activity. The record is from RefSeq and is a predicted model, not a curated record. Gene Ontology annotation, biological process: glycolytic process; glucose 6-phosphate metabolic process; intracellular glucose homeostasis. Gene Ontology annotation, cellular component: mitochondrion; cytosol. The transcript is spliced from 10 exons. Lineage: Eukaryota; Metazoa; Chordata; Leptocardii; Amphioxiformes; Branchiostomatidae.